UGCUGCGUCCUGGUGCCCCGCAAGGCCUUUGCUUGUGUUUCCCCUCAGGGAAUGUUGGUGACUUGGAAAAGGAAGAUGAAAGCUCCUCUGUUGCUUUGUCAGUAGACUGUGGCUUGUCUGUGUUAGGAAACUUUGGACUGCAAUAAUGACGUUUCACUUUGCACAUCCCUUGUUCCUAUGUUAUUUUGUCUCUGUCUUUUUUCUGAGACAACGUCAUGACAGGAGAUGUCCAACUCGCAGGGAGCUGUAAAACAGCUUUGAUUAUUUUUUUUUUCUGGGGAAGAAAAAUACUGCUAUUGUUCUGUUAUCUUUUUAACUUGUUUAAAAUACAGGUCGCAGUAGAUGUGUGUUGAAAAUUCUUGGAGGUCAAACCGGACAAGACUAAUUCAGCGGCAGGUACAUGUAGGAGAUGCACAAGCUGAUGCAGUUAGCUGUCAUUCAGUCAGACUCAGGAAAAUGAACUGGGAGGCCAAGCUCCAGUGCUUGUCCCUUGCAAACCUCAGGUACCUAAGGCUCAGCAUCUUCUGCUUUUCAAGUCAGCAUCUUUUGGUUUUCUGCUUCUUCAUGGCUGGGCCAUAAGUAAGAUCCAGGUAAGUGACAGGCACUCCCAUAAAUUCUAAUGUGAAGAUAGUAUAACACAUACAUAAAAUAACUUCAGAAUGUUAUUUGUCUUCAUAUAUUGCAUCCUAAUGUUAUUUUAACGUUAUCUCCAACUGUAAAUUAACCUCAAAUAUCCGUUCUCUAGGUAAGUAGGACUGCCCUGUGAGCCACUCAGUUACUGGAGCCCAUGUGGACUCCUUUCUUUGAAGCAUGGCAAUUCCAGCAGUGGUUAUUACUUUCAUGGCACUAUUCUCAGAAAUCAGUCAUUUCUCAGCAGCAACUAGGUUGGGCAGAAGGGUUCUGUUAGGCUACAAAAUGCCAGACCUCAGCUAUCAAAGAGAAGUUACUGAGUGGAGAGUAGUAAUGUUUACGCACCUUCAGCCUCACAGUGUAUGGUUCUUUCUCCUUUCACUGCUUAUCUUUAGAAGAAACCAGCACACUCACUUGUCUUUGUAUUUCCAGCCUACCAUGGUGAUGAAGCUGGCAAUGGUGAUUGGAGGUGAAGGUGGUGAGCUGUGCUCUUUCAAGGCAGCUGAGCUGUCGGCCACUCCCCACCAGUGUGUAUCCAGAAGCUCCUGAAUCACUCCACAGAGGGUUGUCUUUGGUAGACCUGGGCCUGAAGGAAAGUUUGCUCCUGCAGAGGCAGCAAUGUUUAGCUCUAGAUUACCUGCAGACACCUGAGAAGAGUCUGGCAGCCAACAUUACUGCAGAUUUUUAUCAAAAUUUCUCUCAUAGUGUAAGGCAUAAUUAGAUAUGUGACAGUAAUAGUCCAGACUACUCAUUUUAGCCAGCUGUCCUCUAUGUUCUUUGAAUUGCUUAAACAUAUCCACACCUUAAUGUUUAUUAUGAAUUCACUUAUGGUAAAGCAUACAAAUUUUAUGUUCACUGUCUGGUAAAUAAAUGAAGGUGAACCCUACUGCAUCACAGUAGAAAGGAAAAUAAAAUUUCCUUUGAAUAAUAAGAGUCUUUUGGAAGGACAUAUUGCUGAGAUCUGAUCAGGAAGCUGUGGUGUGAUUUAUACUCAAAACAAAACAGGAAUGUGUCGUUCCAGAAAGAGAUAACAACUCCUCAGUUGCCACUGCCACCAAGGAGGCAUGAUGUCGUCAUGUCGGGGAAGACACAUACUUUGGUUUCCUAGCCCUUUCAUUUGUCAUUGUAGCAAACUUGAAAGCAAGCUCAAUAAUCUUUGUUUACUUUUUUUGUAGCUCACCAGUAGUCUAAGGGCACACAGGGCCACGUGGGAUGGGUGAGGUGUGGACAGGAGCUGUGUCUGCAGAUGGCGGUUUCCUCAUGAAGGUUGACUUGGACUCCAGGAAUUCCUUGUUAGCGUGGUGGGCAGCUAGACUCUGUGAUGGGAGAAGCAGUGUGGAGCAGGGUAGGCCACAUUUUCCUUGCUAAGGACUGCAUGCACGUUUCCAAAUCAAAUAGGCCUGUCAAGCUGCACCACCAUCUCUCCCUCUCCCUUUUCUCCCUCCUCCCCAUUGGAUUCAUCUGUAAUCAUGUGGCCACUGUGGCCUGAACCCAGCGGUUCCCAUUCUGGAGAUGCUGGAAAGGAGCUGUGGCUUUCUCCUCCCUCCCGGGUGGAAUCUUCUGUUUGAGAGCAACAAGAUGCACGGACAUUUCUCCUUGAGCAUGAGCUCCACUCUGGCCUUGGGCUUUUGAGGUAACCAAGUACACCAUACAACCCGCACAAAGACAACACCGAGACACCAUCUUAAUGAAUACACAGACGCAAAGUGCUGGGUUGCCCUCACACAUUUUGGUUGCCUUCCCUGUCUGUCUUUUUCACAAUUACAAUUUUUUACAAAUCGCAGCAAUUCCAAUGUACCCUGGAGCACUGGUUUUGCUCAGAAGGUCCUUCAAUUGCUCCUUCACUCCUGUACCCUCUCUUUCAGCGCCUUUGCUCCCUCUUGUCUGGUGCCUUUUGUAGGGCACUUGCUGCAGGCAACAUGCCGAGGCUGCUGUUUCCUGCUGGAGCAUGUUGUUGUGUUCAGUAGCUGGGCAGGCAAAGACAACUCUGGUGUGACUCAUACUGCUCCUCCAGUUUAGGAGUUGCUUGAAGAAUGAUUAAGGGAAAAAAAAAAGAAAAAAAAAAGCAAGAGUGUGUGCGUAAUUAGGGCUGGGAAAGUGGGAGUGGUGUCAAUGAGCAGGUAAGCUAACAGACUCUUCUGCUCAGCAAGGUUUCACCACAGGUCUCUAGUUCUUCGUGUUGGACCCAUUUCAUUGAUUCAUUUACCAGGAUUAUACCCUUGCAAAGUAAGUACAGCAUUUUUUCUUCCUCUGGUACUUUGACGCCUAACUAACAGUUAUAAAAUCUCCGACGUGAAACGUAAUCGCAUAGAGUGUGCAGGACAAGGAAGUUCGUACAAAAAGGCAGCAUGUGAAAUUAAAGGUGGAAAAAAGCCUUCUCAAACUACAACAUUUUGGUUUUGUCCCAACAUUGCUAUGUUUGUCCGUCUACAUUCCCUACCCCUGAAAAGAUUCAUUGCAAACGGUGAGUGGGGUCUGUCAGGUGAGAUUGAGAAGACAUUAGGAAUUAUUAGAAUAUUUAGACUACCUGUUGACUGUUUCAAAUGGCUUUCCCUGAAUCAGAAAAGCAGGCUAUGUAUGAUGCCACAAAAAUGCUCCAUGUCUCUUAGUAGGUGUAGACUGUUUUGGAAGUUUACAAAGGAAUAUUCUUCUCAUUUUCUGCAUGGGUUUGUAUGCUUUGCUCUGUUUGCUUUGACUAAUCCUUGCUAAUUUAGAGGACAAGAACUUAAGUCUACUAAUUACCUACUUUAUCUUCACUGUGCUCAUUCAGUUGGAAAAAUUCACUGACUAUUGAGGCACAAUAAAGUGUAUUCUGAAGACUCAUUUCUCUCUUUAAUUCCUGGCGUGACUCUCUCAACUGUGUUGCUGAUGGUGCUUUUUCCACAACCCUAUGGACACUUUGAUCUCACUAAAGUAAAGCAUCAGUCUGAUGUUUUGUGUUCCUCAGAGAAACAUCUGUACAGAGGAAAUCAUGUCCUUGUCACAGUUUUGUGUAGCCUGCCUGGUGGAGAGCUGCUAUUUGUGUAGAAGUAGGAGGAAGAGGCUCACAAGAGUUUUUUUCCUUUAUAUUUUGUGUUUUCCAAGCAAGAGCUCCAGUAAGGUCAUGUUAAAUGAGCUAAUUUCAAGGGGGAAUGCCCCACUUGUGAAUAAGUGUGCAGGUUCUUUCAUAUCGUUUUUCUUAGCUGAAAUGACUGGAGGGUGUUCACUCAGCUCCUGAGCUGUAGCCCUAGUGCACAACCCCCAGUACGAGCCUAGCUUGGAUAGCCACCACCCUGUUUGCCCCGGGUGUGCUCUCCUGCAGGGCUCCUUAACUAAGACAAGAAUAAAAUAAAUACUUGCUCUGCUUUAUCAGAUGAUUCUUACCAUUCAGCUGACGUGACUUGUCAGGUUUCCACAGAGAUGUUGCUGUCAUCCUGAUUAAUUUUUAGAGGAUAAGCUACAUUUAGCUUUUCUCUUAGUAACCAAAUAUUAAACAUAGCCCUUCCCUCUUUAUUUCUGUUGGCUGCAUUCAGAAGUGACAAAGCAAAUGUAGUCUCUUAGGCUAAUAAGCACCUUUAAAUUAUUUUUUUCUGAACUGAUUCUAGAACCUCUCAGCUUCCUCCUGUAGCUGAAUGCGAUUCUCGAACUCUGUGGCCCCCGUCACAGCUUUAAGCAAAGCUGGGUGGAUCACAGGCUGCGUGUGCUUAAAAGGUGCCACUGUGCCGCAGGCCUCACAAAAUGCUGACUUGCUGCUCUUCUGGGAAAGCAGGGAUUCAGCCCGAAUCCAAGCAGCCUUUCUUAAAAUUUCAUUUCCAAUUUUGUUGACUCCUCCCUGUGUGAGAGUUUCCUGUGAUUACUGACUCAGGAGCUGUGUCUGGUUUCUAGGACUGUUGGUGGGCACCUCAUGGCCUUUCGUCUUGAGGGGGGCCUCAGCCCUUCUCACUCUACCAGAACUUGCUGUAAUGGGGUCACUGACAGCGUGGGGUGCUCAGGGCUUUAAAGAGGUUCAAGAUUUUGUAAUAUUUAAUACAGUAAAUUCCUUUCAAGCAUAUGAAUGUCAUGAGCUCCUAUGUAUCGUAUGUCAUUAAUAAAUGGAGCAUUAAAAAAGAAGAGUGACCAGAUGCAGUUAAAAAAUAUGGUGAGAUAGAGAUUGUUCUUUGCUGUCCAGACCUUAUUGAAACAGCAGGGUGAAACUGAGGGUUUUUUUUUUCACCAACAAAAUCCUCUGAAUGUGCAUUAUUUCAAUAGUAGCACUAUAAGAAACUACCAGGAAUAGAUUCUCUCAGCAUAACAAAGACAUUGAGAAGCAUCAUCAGUUACUGAGGGAACAAAAGGUCUGUAAAAGGUUCACCACAAAGUACCUCCAGGUUUCCUCCCUGAAAAGGAACAUAGAAACCUCACAGAAAAUGAUCCAACUUGAAUGCUAUCAGAAAAGAAUUUCUACAUCCUGGUGCAGAAUUUCACUGGUGUAAGGAAGAAGAGCAUCAUUUAAUUUUGCAAAAUUUCACAAUUAAUUUCCUUACUCUGAAUCUCUUGCCAUCCAGCAGAGUGAAACACAGGUAGCACAUGCACAUUUUAAUAUCACUGUAAGUCAUUUGCCAAUAUAACUGAAAAUGCUGAUGUUAGAAAGGCAGGAUUGCAUUUGUAGCACGAAGUAGGAAAGGAACACGAAAUGUUUUAAAGUUAUUAUGAUUGCAUAUUGUUUCUUAGCCUGUAAGGAAGAUCUGGAAGUCAAAAUAGGAUCAGGCCAGCCAUUAUUAAGGAAGGAUAUUUUACUCCACUAGUAAGUGAAAUAUUUUUCAGGUGAACUGCACGCAUCAUUCUGGCAUUGUGAGGUUCUGCGUAUUGUUUAUCUUCAUGAGAGUGGUAGAUGUUGAAUGACACGUUCUUAGUUCCUUGGGUAAUUUUCCACUGUCUCCUCAGUGAGAAAUGCCUGGAAAGUUGGUAUUUGCACAUUUUUUCAAUUUUUACUUAAGACAGAGGAAGUAUACAUACGGACUGUGUGCUGCUGGACCUUAAAGGGCCCCUAAAGAGGAUGAGUUCAUAGGGAAAAAUAAGGUAGGCAUCCCGUUCAGGGCAGUUUAUUUAAGGUACACAGAAGUGCGUGUCUGUGUUGAGCAAGUGCAGAAAGGCAUUUUAAAGGAUGAUUUCACAUAUGCUUCUUUGACCUGUUGUUCCAGGUGAUUCCCUCAGCAGCAGUCCCAGAUCUUUAUUUUUUCUGUCUUUUGCCACUAUUUUGCCCAAAGCUCUCUCCUCCCUUGACGUAUGCAGAGUUCAUAGUUUCUGGCAAGCUUGACUUUUCUGGUAAUUAGUUGCUUUUAUAUGUGAGAAGCUGUGACCACAGGAAUGACAUAGAUGCUUGCAGUGCUGACUGGCACUUCGUUCUCACUUUUACAUCCAUAAAAUCUCUGAGAACAUUUCCCAAGCCUCUGACACCAACUUGAUUCCUGCUGACACUGUAGAACGGGAUCUCCCAGGGUAAUCUUUCAUUACCAAGCAUCUUGGGACACUGCAGGUCUCCCGGGAGAUGGACAGACCCAUUCUGCUUGACAACCAUCUUACUGGAGUCCUCUACGUGUUGCAAACACCCUUCUCUUCAUUUUUUAUUUGGGAAUAACUUUUUCCAGUGCUAUAUAUUUAACUUUUUCCUCCUCAAGAUGAAUUGCUUUCUUUGCACUGGGAGGCAAUUAGGAAAUACUUUGUUGCCAACACCAAGAAUCAGAGCACUAGGUGAGAGGACGCUGCUGGGUAAGUGUGUUUUUCAAAUUUGUAUUUGAAAAGCCUUGGUUUUAUGCCAGUAUCCUUUUUCACUUAAUUAGAUGGUGCAAUACAUUUCAGUAACCUUUUGUACAGCGUCUUUUCGCUAAAAUUCAGCCAGGUGCCUUACUAAAUAUAUAGAAUAUAUACGUAUGUAAGUUAAUGAAAACAAAAAUAAAGAUGUUUAUUUUUAAGAAAGCCUUUUUUAAUCAAACAAGUCUUACAUGGAAAUCAAAGUUUUCUCUGUUGUGUUGCAGACAAAAUGCUCUCCUGUUCUGUUACUCCUAUAAAAACAUAUAAAUACCACAGAUUAUUUUGGAAAUCUCUGCUGUCAACUGCCAAGACUGCCACAGCAUCUCUAUACAAUGAUGUCUGAUAUUCAGCAAAGUUUGGACAGUAUGACUCAUGCUCUUGAAUGCAGAUUUUUGUCAUUCAAAAUGCCAUUCCAAACGGAGAUGAGAGUGAGUGGUCAGGAGCAGGUCUCCUUGCUCUGGAGACAGUUCCCUGCCCAUAUGCCCCCCUCUUCUCAUUUCUGUCUUCUCUUACCUAACUGCUCCCAUCUGGUGAGAUCUUUUCUCAUCUGAUGUGAUCUAGGCUGCAAAAGGUUUGAACCAGGUAAAUAUUUAAGACUGUGUUAUUAAGUAGCCAGUCAUUUGAGAUAAAUUCCUGUCCUUAAGGUGCUUCUUGGAAGAUCAGCAAACCUCUCACCAAGGUAAUGCUUCAGAGAAAUAACUGACUUUCCUGUUUGCAUCUUCUGUGUCAGAGCCUGAAAUGUUGUUGUAAAUAGAUAUCUGGAUAAGAACAGAACUUUUAAUUACCUUUCCAUGCCAUAUAAAUUCCAAUAUUUUGCCAUUUUUAUCCUGGGGAGAGCAAAUGUUGAAGAAACUUUUUGGGUUCUAUUUGAAAUCUUUGCCCUUUUGAAGUCCCUUGUAGUAUUCAUCUUUUCCUUUUCCUUUUUGUCUCUUUCAAUGUAUGGAGCUGUUGAACACCAAUUUAUCAGACUGCCUUUCCCUUUCUUUAGGGACGUGUGAUUUUUGGGGUAGAAGAGUGUCAAAAGCACUGUGCCAAAGGACUCAUCAUUGUCCGUGUCCUUGCUGGACUUAAGCCCAAUAUGAUAUUGACUGAAAUUCUAUGCUUUACCUUUGUUGUCUAUAAUCUACACAAGCAGGGCUACACCAAAGUGCAGUUUUAGAUCUAUGAAAGCAGUCUGGAAGAUCGUAAUAUUCCGUGGCAUUCCCAGAACAUGGUCCAGAACAUCUGUCACUUGGCAACACCUUUUCCAUUUCUGACUGCAUAGAUCAGCUAAGAGCCCUGCGGCAAUUGCAGUUACUCUGAACUGCUAGGAAAAUAUUUGCAGUCAUCAUUGGAAAUGAUGAGUACGCACAUAGCAGUAUUUAUGUAGGAGGCUAAGUACUUAAGAGUUUCUAGGAUGAUCUCAACCAACAGGACCAGACAGCUUUCUGGAGACUUCUAGCAAGGGUAGGGAGAAGAAGGAAUCACCCCUUAGAGAGAGGACAUGUACCACAGCUAAAGCUGUAAUGAACAGUUAGACGUGAAACAAGAGACAGGAAAGACUGUGAGACUAUUAAAGGCCUAUCAAAGCACUAGCAGAGCCCAGAGCAUAGGGAUGACGAUGGAUGCUCUGCAACUAGCAAACACUGCCUUUGCUGUUGAUAUGUUCAAAAAGCUAUGUGAGAAGGACAAAACGGCCAAUAUUGUCUUUGCCCCACUGUGUACCUCCACGUCUUUGGCUCUGGCAUAUAAAGCUACAAAGGGUGACACUGCAGAUCAAAUGAAAAAGGUGCUCCACUUACAAGACGUCAAAGAUGUUUCUUUUGGAUUUCAAACAGUAACUGCAGAUGUUUCCAAACUCACCUCUUUCUUUGCACUGAAAAUGGUCAAGCGGCUCUUUGUAGACAAGUCUCUCAGCCCUACCACAGACUUCGUUAAUUCCACAAAGAGGCCUUUUCCGUCGGAGCUGGAACUAGUGGAGUUCAAAGAAAAAACUGAGGAAACACGACAGAAGAUCAACAAAUCUCUCUCGGAGCUAACUGACGGCAAAAUGGAGAAUAUUUUGAAUGAGGAUAGCGUAAGUGACCAGACCCAGAUCCUCCUAGUUAAUGCAGCUUAUUUUGUCACAAACUGGAUGAAGAAGUUCCCAGAAGCAGAGAUCAAAGAAUGUCCUUUUAAAGUCAACAAGACUGAAACUAAGCCAGUGCAAAUGAUGAAUCUGGAAGCUACUUUUUGCCUGGGUUAUGUAAAAGAGUUAAAUGUUGCAAUCCUUGAACUUCCAUGCCUUAACAAACAUAUAAGCAUGCUCAUUCUGCUCCCCAAAGACAUUGAAGAUGAGACGACUGGCCUGGAAAAGCUGGAAAAGGCACUGACCCCUGAGACGUUAUUACAGUGGACCAAUCCCAGCAUGAUGGCCAACACCAAAGUGAAUGUAUUUCUUCCAAAGUUUAGUGUGGAAGGUGAUUAUGACCUGAAGCCACUUCUGGAAAGCCUCGGCAUGACAAAUGUCUUUAAUGAGAGUGCAUCAGAUUUCUCUGAGAUGUGUGAAACCAAAGGUGUGGUUUUGUCGAAGAUCAUUCAUAAAGUCUCCUUGGAAGUAAAUGAACAGGGUGGCGAGUCUCUAGAGGUACCAGGAUAUCGGAUUCUGCAACACAAAGAUGAAUUUAAAGCUGACCAUCCAUUUAUCUUUUUGUUUAGGCACAACAAAACUCGCAACGUGAUUCUUUCAGGCAGAUUCUGUUCCCCUUAAGCAGGGAAUAUUAAUUAUGAAAAAACCAUGAUUACAUUUAUGGUGAUGCAUGUUCCUGUAAAGCUUGGUAUCCUGACUAUCACCUUUGAAAGGAAUUCUAAGAGGUUCAUAUAUCAGCAGGGUAAUACAAUGUACUCUACAUAUGCAGCAGAACUAGUUUAUCUCCUUUUAUUUAAUCCUCUUAAGCUGAAGGAUUCUCACUGUGCAGAACACAUGAUAUUUUACUAAGAAGUAUUCCACCCUCAGCCACAAGUAUAUUUUGUUCCUCUGUGACAUCUUUUUCCAAAACAAAGUGAACAGAGAGCCUGUUUUUGAAAGACAGGGAGCUGGAAAAGGCUCUGGGAGGAAGAGCUGUGUUCCUGUUCCCCAUCCAAAGUACUUUCCCUUGAGACUCAUACUCAGUGGAUUCCUAGUGCCUAAAAGGGGAAAAUGUGGACGUGUGUUGUGAUAGCCCUCCUCUUGUACCUGGCUAUAGUCUGGUGAUCCAAGGUGGCCUGCUGGACCCUGCUAAUACACAGUGAAAUAGUGCAGCUAAACAACUCAGUUUGCAUCUGUGAAACAGCAGCUGCACAUAUGGACGCAAGAGGCAAUAAUAAAAUGCCCAGAAGACUCUUCCGUGUGAGCUACAUCAAUUCAUAGGCUGGCGAGGUUGCACUCUACUGUGUGAGAUUUUUUCACUCAUUCUCCUUCAGACAUGGCAGAGGUGACCAAUUCACUGCAGCUGAGAGGACCUCUGUUGCAUAUAUCCAGAGAAAAAGAGGGUCAUGCAGUUCUAGGAUAGAAGUCACUUGGAUUAAUACUGAAAGUUCCACACUCUUCAGAUACAGAUUUUCUGUUCCUUCUGGAUUCAGCAUUAAGGAGGCUCCACACGUUUACCUAACCUCUGGGAUGCAAGAAACAAAGAAAGAUUUUGACUUGAGUGAGAUUAACAUUGUAAUUACCAGUCUCCAAAUUCCAUAUGAAAUCAUGGUAAUUAGUUUUCAUUUCUAUCUAAAGACUGCCUGCUGCAUAUGUUCAGUACUGAUUUACCUAAUUACUGUUCAGAAUAAAGCAGUACAAAACCUGUGUCAAAUGUCUGCAGUACAUCCAGUGUCAGUCUGUUCUCCUUCACUCAACCUCCAGUAGAUGAUAGGAACAGAAGCUGACAGA
Numida meleagris (helmeted guineafowl) is the source of this 10276-nucleotide messenger RNA. RefSeq names its product serpin family B member 5 (gene SERPINB5). Bases 7994 to 9127 code for a protein of 377 amino acids. The record is from RefSeq and is a predicted model, not a curated record. Gene Ontology annotation, molecular function: serine-type endopeptidase inhibitor activity. NCBI's taxonomy places the organism in Eukaryota, Metazoa, Chordata, Aves, Galliformes, Numididae. Gene Ontology annotation, biological process: negative regulation of endopeptidase activity. The transcript is spliced from 7 exons.